Macrosiphum euphorbiae (potato aphid) is the source of this 639-nucleotide messenger RNA. Lineage: Eukaryota; Metazoa; Arthropoda; Insecta; Hemiptera; Aphididae. The record is from the annotation of a GenBank genome assembly.
AUGAAUCCUCAACUUCAACCAAUUGAAUACGACACAACAUUAGCUGCUUGUGAUGCAACAAUUACUACAGUUAUAAAUGCAUUGUUAAAAGAUUUUCUAACCCUAAAAUUUUCAACAAUAUGCUCCUCGUCCAGUUGUUCACCGGUAUUUCCCAUAUCAAAAGUUAAUUUAUCUUACCAAACAACAGAUGGAAAAAUAAGAAAGUUGCAAGAGUUUUUAGAUAACUGUAUCACACCAGAAAAAUCAAAAUGUGGUUACAAGUUGUCGGACACGCCAUGUGAAGGAAUAAAAGAAAUAAUUCCAACUAUUUCUGAACUACAUUUAUUUAUUGACAUAUUUUUCUGGGAAGGCGAAGAAAAUAGUUCGAAAAACAGAAGUUCUGAAACAACGGAACAAGUAAAAAUGAAACUAUGUGAUAUUCCACAAAUUUUAAUUCAUAAUUCAGUGACGUAUGAGCUAAGAGGCGUUAUAAGUUUUCACCUUGGCAAAUCUAAACUUCGAAACACCAUUGGUCAUUAUAAUGGAUACGCUAAAAGAGGUACCGGAAGUUGGGAUCUAUUCGAUGACCUGAAAAAAAAACCGAUACCCACCAAGGCGAGUAAAAUUGUUCCAGUUGAAACACUGAUGUAUACAAUUUAA